CUCUGUCUGUCCGACUCUUCUCCUCUGCAGAGUCUCUUCUCUUCUCCUCUCUCUCCACCUCAGUGCUAAAGACCUCCAGUGUGACCAUGUCUGUCAGAGCUGUGAAGACCACCACCCUCUCCACAGUGUCGUCCUCCAGGGGCCCCUCCCAAGGAUACAGCAGCCGCUCAUUCUCUGGCUAUGGGGGCCUUGGCGUAGGGAGUGCCAGGCAGAACUACGCCGUCCGCACCUCCUAUGGAGGAGUUGGAAGCAGUGGUGCUGCUGGGGGGUUUGGGCUGAGAGGGGGUGGAGGCGAUUUUGGCCAUGUAGGUUUUGGUGGUGGUAUGGGCAGUGAAAUGGGGGCCCCAAUCACUGCUGUGACUGUAAACAAGAGCCUUCUGGCUCCCCUUAAUCUGGAUUUCGACCCCACCAUCCAGGCCAUCCGUAUCCAGGAAAAGGAGCAGAUCAAGACCCUCAACAACCGAUUUGCUUCUUUCAUCGACAAGGUACGCUUCCUUGAACAACAAAAUAAAAUGCUUGAGACCAAGUGGAAGCUUCUGCAGGAGCAGACCACAUCUAAGUCAAACAUCGACUCUAUGUUUGAGGCGUACAUCGCCAACCUUCGGAAGCAACUGGACAACUUGGGUAAUGAAAAAUUUAAACUGGAAUCUGAACUGCACCAGACCACUGGCCAGGUGGAGGAUUACAAAAACAAGUAUGAGGAAGAGAUCAACAAACGCAACGAGUGUGAGAAUAACUUUGUACUGAUGAAGAAGGACACAGAUGCAGCCUACAUGGCCAAAGUGGAGCUGGAGGCAAAAUUGGACGGGCUUUCGGAUGAGAUUGAGUUCUUGAGACAGAUCUAUGAUGCAGAAAUUAAUGAAUUGCAAACUCAGAUCAAGGACAUAUCUGUUGUGGUGGAGAUGGACAACAGCCGUAAUCUUGACAUGGAUGCCAUUAUCGCUGAGGUGCGGGCGCAGUAUGAGGACAUCGCCAACAAGAGCAGAGCGGAGGCAGAAUCCUGGUACCAGAACAAGUAUGCAGAGAUGCAACACUCAGCUGGAAAAUACGAUAACGACCUGAAGUCCACCAGGGCUGAGAUUGCCGACAUGAACCGCAGAAUAAUGAGGCUUCAGUCUGAAAUUGACAUGGUCAAAGCACAGAGGACCAAUUUGGAAGCUCAGAUUGCUGAGGCUGAGGAGCGGGGCGAGCUGGCAGUGAAGGAUGCCAAGCUGCGGAUCCGAGAGCUAGAGGAAGCUCUCCAGAGAGCCAAACAGGACAUGGCCCUGCAGGUCCGCCAGUACCAGGAACUGAUGAAUGUGAAGCUGGCUCUCGACAUUGAAAUAGCAACGUAUAAAAAACUGCUGGAAGGAGAGGAGACCAGGUUAGCAACAGGAAUCAAGACCAAUGUCUCCAAGCAGACCUCCUUUAACUUUAACUCCUUCAACCUGGAGACUUCCCGUAUCCCGUCCUAUGUCAGCUCUUCCUUUGAUGCAAUCAAGUCAAGCAAUGGUUCAGUCUCUGCCCUCGAAGGCAGAGCUGUGAAGACCACAGUGACCACGACGGAAACAGUGGUGAGCAAGGCUGAGGAGAAGAAGGAGGAGGAGGAAAAUCAAGGAGCAGCAGAGGAACUCCCUGCUGCAGAGAAGGUGGAGGAGGAGAAGGUGGAGCCUGAAGCUGAGGCUGUAGCUGAAUAGUGAUGUGAUUUAUUUCCAGUUUUGAUCUAGGUGAUUUAAAAUAAAGCACAUCUUCCCAUCAUA
Molecule: messenger RNA, 1739 nt
Organism: Cyprinodon variegatus (sheepshead minnow)
Lineage: Eukaryota; Metazoa; Chordata; Actinopteri; Cyprinodontiformes; Cyprinodontidae
Product: keratin, type II cytoskeletal 8-like
Exons: 9
Coding region: 87-1676 (529 amino acids)
Biological process (GO): keratinization; intermediate filament organization
Cellular component (GO): keratin filament
Molecular function (GO): structural constituent of skin epidermis
Source: RefSeq, a predicted model, not a curated record